UCAAUUGUUGUUUUUUUGUUCUUGUUGUUCUUGUUGCUUUAGCGAAUCGCAACAGAACUCCGGUACAAUUGUUUUCGGUGCAUUGUGUCAAAUAGAAUUAAUAAAAAGGCACGAAAAAUAAGGCCAAACUAAACAAAAAAGCCAUUGCAACAAUCGCCCCUUCAACAGCAGCUCGGUGACGCGUCACAACAAAGGGAACCGCCAAGCAAAAGACAAAAAAAAACGAAAAAGUACACAAAACAGUGCAGCGUUUACAUUGAAACAGUAGCUGAAGAAUUAUUGUUAUUGCAACAUCACAUCCGCCGCCCAUUGCCAACACAACUGGGGUGCCUUAGUACAAAGCGCGCGCGUUGGCAUCACCGCCGCCAUCGCUGCCACAAACCAACUCUAAUUAACUGAAAAUCGCCAACUGUAAUAUUCGAGGCCGUCUAUUUGAUUUUGACUUGGCUCGCUUUGUUUUUGUAUUCCUGUAUUUUUUUUUUUUUUUUUUUCCUGGUUCCCUUACGCCGUCGCGCAAUUCCAUUGUUGUCUGCGUCAUACGCCGCUGUCGCCGCAGACAUUGAGUCGCCAUUAAAUUUUGUUGGUUUGUUGGUUGCACCGCUUGCCGUUCUUCGUUCCUAUUUGUGUCGCAGAGCCAAAGUGCAUUUCGCCGUUCGCUGCCAUGUUGGUACCGCCGGAUAUGCUGGCUGCGCAGACGCGCAUGAUUUAUCAGAUGAAUCGCUUUUGUGCGGAACGCGUACAGGCGCGCAUGUUCAAAACGGCCACCGCCAUACGGGAAGUGUGCAAAAUCGUGCAGGAUAUACUGAAAGAAGUGGAACUGCAAGAGCCGCGCUUCAUCUCCAGUCUGGUCGAAUGCAAUGGCAGAUUUGAAGGCGUGCAGGUUAUUUCGCCCAACGAAUUCGAGAUUGUUUUGUAUCUCAAUCAAAUGGGCGUUUUCAACUUCGUUGAUGAUGGCACCAUGCCCGGAUGCGCAGUGCUGAAGCUGAGUGACGGUCGUAAACGUUCCAUGUCCCUAUGGGUGGAGUUCAUCACAGCAUCGGGUUAUUUGUCGUCGCGCAAGAUACGCUCUCGCUUCCAGACAUUGGUGGCGCAGGCGUGUGACAAGAGUAUUUAUCGUGAUAUGGUGAAAAUGAUCGGCGAUACGACGGAGGUAAAGAUGCGCGUGCGUGAACGUUUCAUGGUACAAAUAACGCCAGCUUUUAAAUGUUCCGGCAUAUGGCCACGCUCGGCAGCCCAUUGGCCACUGCCGCACAUCCCUUGGCCACAUCCGAAUAUAGUGGCCGAAGUGAAAACGGAAGGUUUCGAUCUGCUAUCCAAAGAGUCCAUUGUCAUGCAGAAUAAGAACAACAAUGCCGCCAUGGAAGGCGAUGCGUGGGUGUUGAGCUUUUUCGAAGCGGAAAAUCGACUUUUGCAAGGUGGCUGCCGUCGGCGCUGUUUAAGUAUUCUCAAAACGUUGCGUGAUCGUCACCUCGAUCUGCCCGGCAAUCCGAUCACCGCUUACCACCUGAAGAAUCUGCUGCUCUACGAAUGUGAAAAGCAUCCGCGUGACUUUGAAUGGGACGAAGCGUGUAUCGCCGAUCGCAUCAACGGCAUCUUCCUACAAUUGAUCUCAUGUCUACAAUAUCGUCGAUGUCCACACUACUUUCUACCGACACUGGACAUGUUCAAAGGCAAAUCGCCCAGUUCGCUCGAACAGGCCGCGAAGCAGGUUUGGCGUUUGACGCGCGAAAUGUUAACCAAUGCGAAUGCAUUUGAAAAACUCUAAAGCAACUGGGAGUAUUUAUCUUAAAAAAAAUAAAAAAAAUAAAAAAUAUAAAAAAUAAAAAUACCUAUAGAGUAAAAAAUGCAAAGAAAUUCGCAACAACAAACGCCGCACAUUAACAUUAACGAAGGCAUUAAGAGGCGCGCGAAUGUAGCGAAAUGUGCGAACGCCAGAUUUUAAAGGUGCUGAGCGCAACUCGUGCUUAUGUUCGUAUGUAUGUGCAUAACUGUAUGUAAGUAUGAGUGUGUGUGAGUGUUUUUUUUUGUUCUUCUUUUGAUUGGAAUGCAUUGAUAUUCGCCUAAGUAUUGGUACCAAUUGGCUGCUGUGUGUGAUUGCAUUGCGAGUCUGGUGUUCGGCUGGGGCGUGACGGCCAUACCGGCGAACUUACAUUUAUUCUUGCGGUUAUGCAUGCCCACAUACAUACAUAUGUCCAUAUGUGAAUAUGUGCAUAUGUUUUCGUUUGCAUGCUGCAUGCCACAUCUCUAUGAAGUGCUAAAAAAUCGCAUUAGAUAAAAUCUGCAACAGAAAACUACUUCAUUUUCAAAUUGUAUUCGUGGCAGUUUAGCAGACCUUCCGACAUGAAAUCUCCGGCAGCCGGCAAAGAAGCAGAUCUACACUGAUAUAAGCGCGAAUGCUCGUAUUUAUUCAUUUGUGUAUGUGUUUACAUACACAUAUACAUACCUGUGUACGCACACAUGCUUGCCUAGAUUUGCUGUCAUAGAUAAAGUCAUCUACGGGAUUAUCCAUGCGUCCAAUUUCUGUUUUGCUUUCAUAGCACUCGUAAUUUUUUUUUCAUUUUUUUUGUUUUUAUUGUUAAAAGGGUACUAACUCGUACAUGCAUGCAUACGCACAUACAUACGGGCAUGUGUUCGGAUGAAAGGAAAUCCACUUCCUCUGUUAAUGCAUUGGAAUCUCUGCGUAUGCCUCAAAAAUGUUGAACUCAAAUUUUUUGCGUUCACUAACUAGGCAAUAAGGCUUUCACGAAGCCGUUAAGCUUCUAACUGUGUAUACGAAAAUUUUAAAUAAAAAGUGCUACUUCUUUAAUAUACUAGCAGUAAGCUUACAUACACACAUACACACAUAUGGGAGAAAAAACAUUUUGCUUAGUGAAAAAUUACGAUUUUUGAAAUUUGAAAAAAAAAAUUAAUAGAAUAGAACUUUCUUCAAAGAAGUGCUCUAGAAAUAUAGGAUCAUUUACUGGAUGCAUAGAAACGGAACGCAUUAUAUGUACAUUAGGGUGCACCUCUCCACAAAAAAAAAUCUGUACCAUUCUUCCAUAGGAAUUAUAAAAUGUUUGGAAGAAAUUUAAGAUUUUCGUGCGCUGGAAGGAACAAAAUUAUCGCCAAAAAUUGAGUUUAUUUAAUUUUUUUUUUUUUUUGUGAUUUUUUUAAUACUGCAACUAAUUUGUAAAUAAAGAUUUUUUUUUUAAUAUUUUUUCCAAAAUAUUAGAGAGUUUAAAUUUAAAAGGUAUGCUUAAAAAUAGUUCAAAAUUGUAUCGACACAAUCAAAAAAAUUAGUUAAAAAAAAUUAAAUUUGCGAAAGAAACUUGCGAUGUGAAUUAACUAUAUUUUUCCAGAACUGAACAGUGUGAGAAAAUAACAUCUGAAAGAAACCCUUACGACGGCCAUCGUAGCUGAAUCGGGUUGGUGCGUAAAUACCAUUCGGAGUACGUACGAGCGAAUCUCCGUGCAUGAAACAGCAAAUUGAUAGAAAAAGUUUUUUCUAAUAGCAUGCGCCCCUCGGCAGGCAAUGGCAAACUUCCACGUGUAUUUCUGCCAUGAAAAGAAGAAACCAUCUCCCGUUUAGGGUCGGCUUGAAACUGUAAAUCCCUUCAUUUGUGUAACAACUUCAAGACUUCUUCUUCUUAAUUGGAGCGAUUUUGGCCGAAUUUAACAAAGCGCGCUAGUCGUUUCUUUCUUGUGCUAAUCGGCGCCAGUUGGGCACACCAAGUGAAGUCAAGUCCCUUCUUCACCUGAUCUCUCCACAGCAGAUGAGGGCUUCCUCUUCCUCCGCUACCAACAGUUGGUACCGCAUCGAAUACUUUCAGAGAUGAAGCGUUUGUAUCCAUUCGGACGACAUGACCCAACCAACGUAGCCGCUGGAUCUUUAUUCGCUGCGCUAUGUCUAUGUCGUCGUAAAACUCAUACAGCUCAUCGUUCCAUCACCUGCGAUAUUCGCCGCCGUUUCCAACGUGCAAAGGUCCAAAAAUCUUGCGCAGAAUCUUUCUCUCAAACACUCCAAGCGUCGCUUCAUCGGAUGUUGUCAUCGUCUACGCUUCUGCGCCAUACGUUAGGACGCUCAUGAUGAGUCCCUUGUAGAGUUUUAGUUUUAUUCGUCGAGAGAGGACUUUACUACUCAUUUACCUACUUAGUCCAAGGUAGCACUUGUUGGCAAAAGAGAUUCUGCAUAGGAUUUCAAGGCUGACUUUGUUAUAGGUUUUAAUGCUGGUUCCUAAAUAAAUGAGGUUAUUUUACAACCUCGAAAUCAUAACUGUCAACAGUGACGUGGGUGCCGAUACGCGAGUGUGCCGACUGUUUGUUUGAUGUCAGGAGGUACUUCAUCUUGUCUUUGUUCACCACCAGACCCAUUCGCUUUGCCUCUUUAUGCAGUUUGGAAAAGGGAAAACUAACAGCGCGGUUGUUAAGGAAAAUUGUUCUUAUAGAAAAUUGUGCCUGAGCGAUUAAUUUCUGUGGCUCGUACGCUCCUCUCCAACAUCAGGUUAAAGAAGUCACACGGCAGCGAGUAACCCUGUCUGAAACCUCGUUUGGUAUCAAACGGCUUGGAAAGGUCCUUCCCAAUUCUGACGGCACUGCUGGUGUUGAGCAACGUCAUCUUGCAUAGCCGUUUUAGUUUUCCAAUGAUACCAAAUUCAGACAUCGCAGCAUACAGGAAACUCCUUUUCGUACUGUCGAAUGCGGCUUUGAAGUUGACGGAAAGAUGGUGUGUGUCAAUUCUCCUUUCGGGGGUCUUUUCCAAGAUUUGGCGUAUUGUAAAUAUUUGGUCGAUGGUAGACUUUCCAGGUCUAAAGCCACACUGUUAAGGCCCAAUCAGUUGGUUGACGAUGGGCUUCAGCCUUUCACACAAUACGCUCGCUAGAACCUUAUAGGCGAUAUGUAGAAGACUAAUCCCGCGGUAAUUGGCACAAAUUGCAGGAUCGUCCUUCUUAUGGAUUGGGCAGAGCACACUUAAGUUCCAAACGGCAGGCAUGCUUUCAUCCGACCAUAUUUUGUAUAGGAGCUGAUGCAGCCCCUGGCCGCCAUAUUUGACUAGCUCAGCCGGCAGUUCGUCGGCUCCCGCUUCUUUGUUGUUCUUUAGCCGCGUUAUCGCUACUCUCACCUCGUCAUGGUCGGAUAGCGAAACCACAGUUCCGUCGUCUACGAUUGAGAUAUCAGGAUCUUCACAUUCUCUGUGACAUGCGCAGCUGUCACUAUUUAAUAGGUUUGAGAAGUGUUCCCUCCAUAAUUGAAGAAUACUCUGGAUGUCGAUCACUAGAUCUCCGUCUUUGUUUUUACACGAAAAGUGUUCACAUACCUCCACAAAUAGAAGUCCAAAGAUGUGAUAUCACACGAAAAGUCUAAGAGUCUUCUAAGAACUUCAAAGAACCAAGAACUAAGAUCUAGUGAACUUUUUCACAGUUUAUUCGAAGUUAAAGUGAAGGAUUAGGACGUCGCCAUACACCUCUAAUAUCGGCUUCCAUCAUUAUAAAAUAAUUCAAUGUGUUGCUCACUUACCCUUUAAAGAGUUUAACAUUUAUUCGUAUAGCUAUUAGUUAAGCGAUUAUCAUAGCUUCAAACUUCACUUUUAGUUGCUUCAGGGUUCUGCCGCCCCCAUAAAACUGAUAUGGUGAUAAGAUUUAUAUUGCUGUUUAAAUUAAACUAACUAGGAUCUUCGAGGUGAUUUAUCCGAACAUAGACGGCUUUGAGGUUUUUUCCCCACAUACCGACUGCUCUUCCAUUUUUUGGACACAUAGAGAACUGGCUUAACACUAGCAUUUGUAAUGUUUCAUUGCUUAUCUGGCUAGGCGUGUAUGGGAGGUGGUUGAGUGAGUCACUGAAGUUGCACAGCCGCUACUCUCAAUAAUGAGGGGAUUCCUAACGGGGUUUCAUCCUUACAACGGCAGCAGCCCCGACAACGAAAAAAAAGUAAUCGUCUCAGUAUAUUUGGGACAGAUAUCUAAAUUCUUAUCCUAUCCUUUCCUUUUUAUUUGUUUAUACGAAAAUGAUCUGAAGUUUCCAAAACUACGCAUUCUAAGUAAAUAAAAGAUAGAAAAAUAAAACAUAAAAAAAAGAAUUUGCCUCUCUGCAAAAUUUCAACAGCUUGGCCUAGUAACUUUUUACUCUGAGGUGGUAAUUUAUAGAAUAUGUGAAUAAAACUCUUUAAUACACGUUAUUAUAUACACAUAUAUACAUACAUAUAUGCAUAUAUACCUACACACAUACAAACACCUUUAACAUUAAUCUAUUGUAUUUAUUUUUCAGUAAAUUUGUUAUGGAUUACUUAGUGUUAUAACCAAUGUAUACAAUUUUAAUGUUUCAUCAAAUAUAAUAU
Anastrepha ludens (Mexican fruit fly) is the source of this 6310-nucleotide messenger RNA. RefSeq names its product protein mab-21-like. The transcript has 3 exons. NCBI's taxonomy places the organism in Eukaryota, Metazoa, Arthropoda, Insecta, Diptera, Tephritidae. Bases 662 to 1765 code for a protein of 367 amino acids. The record is from RefSeq and is a predicted model, not a curated record.